Myripristis murdjan (pinecone soldierfish) is the source of this 2287-nucleotide messenger RNA. It is a transcript of the gene ctsf, whose product is annotated as cathepsin F. The record is from RefSeq and is a predicted model, not a curated record. The transcript is spliced from 14 exons. Gene Ontology annotation, molecular function: cysteine-type peptidase activity; cysteine-type endopeptidase inhibitor activity. Gene Ontology annotation, biological process: proteolysis. Lineage: Eukaryota; Metazoa; Chordata; Actinopteri; Holocentriformes; Holocentridae. Bases 203 to 1630 code for a protein of 475 amino acids.
CGCACCCCACCCCACCCUCCCAGAUCCUGUAUCUCCUCCCCCAGCCUCAUCCCCGGUUUGUUUGGCAACACUGUGUCCUUUACAUAACCAACUCUGUUGACUCGACAUCGAUUCGUCAACAAGGAAAGCAAACAUCGCGGUUUAUAUCUGAGCUCAGACCGGACCUCGGCUCUUCCUCUGCUCGGACACUCCGGCGACAGACAUGGACGUCGGACCCCGCCGCUCUGUAAUCCUGUGGCUGGCGCUGGCCGCCCUGCUGGGCCCGGUGCUGGGCCUGGGUGAGGACCUGGAUCGGCCUCUAUUCGGCCCCCCAGGCUCCCCUAUCCGCUUGCAGGAGUCCGACCUGGGGCUGCAGAAAGCCCUGCAGUUCGCCGAGGAGCGCUACAACCUGGGCUCCAACGCCAUGCACGUCCGCAGAGUCAGCAAGCUCAUCUCGGCCAGCAAGCAGCUGGUGAAGGGUAUCCGCUACACCAUAACAGCAGAGCUGAGUAACACUCAGUGUAAGAAGUCUUCUGUGCUCAGAACUUGUGACUUCUAUCCUGAGCAACACAAACUCAAGACGGAGGUGUGUGUGUUUGAAGUCUGGGACAUUCCCUGGCAGGGCACUUCGACUCUGCUGAAACAGAAGUGCCAGCCUGCAGUCGAGCGUCAACUCAAAGAGACCAACAAGGUAGAGGAUCCAUCCACCAGCGAGCCUGUGGAGCCGGAGUCUGUGGAGCUUUUGGGCCAGUUCAAAGAGUUCAUGAUCAAAUACAACAAGGUGUACAGCAGCCAGGAGGAGGCAGACCAUCGUUUGAAGAUCUUCCACCAGAACCUGAAGACCGCUGAGAAGAUCCAGUCUCUGGACCAGGGCUCUGCUGAGUAUGGAGUCACCAAGUUCAGCGACCUUACUGAGGAGGAAUUUCGCUCUACGUACCUGAACCCCCUCUUGAGCCAGUGGACUCUCCAUCGACCAAUGAAACCAGCCCCUCCUGCGCGUGGCCCCGCCCCCGCCAGCUGGGACUGGAGGGAUCAUGGAGCCGUCAGUCCUGUUAAAAACCAGGGCAUGUGUGGAUCCUGCUGGGCGUUUUCUGUCACAGGCAACAUUGAAGGCCAGUGGUUCCUGAAAAAUGGGACAUUGCUGUCACUGUCGGAACAAGAGCUGGUGGACUGUGAUAGGCUGGAUCAGGCAUGUGGAGGAGGGCUGCCAUCAAAUGCUUAUGAAGCCAUUGAGAAGCUGGGUGGCCUGGAGACAGAGAUUGACUACUCCUACAAAGGACACAAGCAGAGCUGUGACUUCAGCAGCGGGAAGGUGGCCGCCUACAUCAACAGCUCUUUGGAGCUGCCCAAGGAUGAGGGAGAAAUCGCCGCCUGGUUGGCUGAGAAUGGGCCGGUCUCUAUGGCCCUGAAUGCCUUCGCCAUGCAGUUCUACAGGAGGGGCGUGUCUCACCCUUUGAAGAUCUUCUGUAACCCCUGGAUGAUCGACCACGCCGUGCUGCUGGUGGGAUACGGCGAACGUCGAGGCAUUCCAUUCUGGGCCAUCAAAAACAGCUGGGGAGAGGAUUACGGCGAGCAGGGUUACUACUACUUAUACAGGGGAUCCAAUCUGUGUGGCAUCAACAAGAUGUGCUCAUCUGCACUCAUCAACUAAACCACAGAUACACACAUAAAUGCACACCACAGCCACUGGACCCCACUGUUACACCGGUCACACACACACACACACACACACACACACACACACACUUGAUCCAGAGUGCAUGAAAAUAGUGGGUGAGAUACACACUAAGUCCUGCUUCCGUUACUCAUCGCUCAGACCAGGUUAACAGUAUUGCUUUUCCAUACCUCACACUUCAUGACAAUUUACCAAAACAUACCAGCUCUGAUGAAGCUAGUUUUGCUGUGUUUGAUCGUGAUUUUGAAGUAGAUUGUGUUCAUUUAUUUCCAUUAUAUCUUCAGGUCAUAAUACUUGCUGUGUUUUAGACAGUGUUGGUUUUUAACUCAUCUUUACAGCAGCUGAGCCUGUGUUUGACAAAAGGGGAUGCACUACCUGUACUUAGACCUCUGUCUUGUCUGUUUUCCUUAAUGUUAUGUUACCAGUGUUUGCGCUAAUGUCCAGUGAUACCCCGAAUAGGUUUUAUUGGCCUGCAUUAGUAGAGCACGCAAUGCAGCAAAAAUGUUCCCCUGAUUCGACUUGGUAGAGGUUUUAAGGUUUGUUACGAAAAGUGUUAGGAUUUGAAAUAACUGCUGUAGUUAAGUGGGAAAUGAAUGAAGGUUGAAUUAAAGAAGUGUAGAAUCCUAUCCUUUA